Eucalyptus grandis is the source of this 897-nucleotide messenger RNA. RefSeq names its product glycine-rich RNA-binding protein. Bases 85 to 516 code for a protein of 143 amino acids. Lineage: Eukaryota; Viridiplantae; Streptophyta; Magnoliopsida; Myrtales; Myrtaceae. The record is from RefSeq and is a predicted model, not a curated record. The transcript is spliced from 2 exons.
CAUCAUCAAAAUUUCUCAAAAAGGGAACGAAGAACACAUACCUAUUUGAGAGCUCUUCAGUUGUUUUUUAGGGGAAAAGAAAGGAUGAGUUCGAGGGUUCUGAUUUUACUGGGUGUUUUGGUUGCUUGUGUUCUUCUCAUCUCCUUGGAGGUAUCUGCCAGAGAAUUGGCCGAGACUACUUCCAAGGAAGAAGAUGCGACAUCCGCCACAACCACGGAGGCAAACGAUGUAAAUGAUGCCAAGUACGGCGGAUACGGAGGAUACCCGGGCGGUGGGUCCGGAGGUUACCCAGGCAGCGGUGGAUACGGAGGAAACCCAGGCGGCGGGCAUGGAGGAUACCCCGGCCGAGGUGACCCAGGCCGUGGGAGCUAUGGCGGUGGCCGUGGAGGUUACGGACGACCCUGCCCCUACGGUUGCUGUGGCAGCAGACGAGGGUACUACGGUGGAGGCUGCAGGUGCUGCACUUAUGCUGGCGAGGCCGCUGAGACCGAGCCAGAAGAGAAGCCUCAGAACUAAAAGAACGACGACAACAACAAGGCCAGGCAUUGCAUAUGCAACCUGUUUUGCAUUAGUUAUAUAGAUUCAGAAAAUGCCUUGUAUUGUAUGAUGUGGUGUGAGCAUGAAUGAGCUAUGUAGUGCACAUGAAUAAAACUUUGUGAUGUGUGUAUGGAGCGUCUUCAAUAAAAAAAGAUGAGAGUGUUUGUGUUGAUUUUGGGUUGGCUGAACAAAUUUAACGAUACAACCGUUGUGUAUCGUUAAAUUUGGGUUGGCUGAACAAGUGUUUGUAUUGUAUGAUGUGGUGUGAGCAUGAAUGAGCUAUGUAGUGCACAUGAAUAAAACUUGUGAUGUGUGUAUGGAGCGUCUUCAAUAAAAAAAGAUGAGAGUGUUUGUGUUGAA